AUGUAUCAGUCCACCCACCCAAAAGGUGAGAAUGUAGAAUGUUUAAUCCCUCUGUGAAGCUGCACAAGCUAAAUGCCCACAAAUAGGGGUUCUACUAAGCCGUUUGGAAUUGUUUUAAGAAGGUCAUACCAAGGAUAAUGAAGAACAAAUGAUUUGAUGAAAAAUUGAAUUUGGCCUUACUGCUAUUAGCCCAUAUAAACGCAUUGAAUAAAAUAUUCACUACAUGGAACAACAGAUAGUCCCCUCCAACAAAAUCUAAAAGCAGUUUGUUCUGACAGAUAUAAGAAAGAUCAAGAAACAUUUUUUUUUUAAAUGGACAUGUAUUUAACCCCUUAUUUUUGGUACUAAACAAUCUCCAUAUAUACUUCAUUUAAAAAAAUCAGCUGGUACCUUUUGACCUUCAGAUGAGCCUUGUGAGUCCUGUGGGCAUCCUAGAGCAAAACAACCAACAUGUACCUGUUCGUGAGAGUCUCACCUUUCCACAGUGUGUGGCCCAAACUGUCCGGACGCAACAGACAGAAGUUGGCAGAUCGACUGUACCGACUUCAGACGAGUCCCGAAAUGGAGAACACCACAGUGUUUGUGAGAGUCUCAUCUUUCCAUACACGGGUUAUAAUAGUUUGUAGGCCAAACUGUUCGGACGCUACAGACAAUUUUGUGAGAAGACCGAUUUUCGGGACGUUUUUCUCAUGAUCUGACAAACACUGCUCUAGCUCUGUCACCUUUCAGCUCUAGCUCUGUCACCUUUCAGCUCUAGCUCUGUUACCUUUCAUCGCAGAAAUGGAAGUGUGACAUCGGCGGAUGUGGUGGAUUGAGACACAUCCAAUGUUAAGAAUAUCUCAAGCUUAAACUGACAGAAUUUUAUGGGGGCUGCGCAAAUCGACUCUAGUUAAUCAAAAUAUCAGAGAAAAUGUCCAGGUGCCCCUUUAAGGGUGGGAGGUUACCAUGGUAACGGGGCCACUCGAGUCCUGUCACUUGUGUGUGAGAUUUGGGAUCUGACUAGGGUGUCUCUUUGCUAUCAGUUGAAGUAGCAGACUCAAACUAACGUUGAAAAACAACCGAGCUUGUGAAAUAAAUAGCCAGGAAACACGAUGACAAAGUCUCACUUUGUAGACUUUUGAGUAAAUUAGACCAACUUUAUGCCAGUGCGCAGUGCCUCCAAAAAUGUAUCUAUCAGCACUUCACUCAGUGAGCUCAGCUCCUUUGCCAGGCAGUGUUGCUGCGCGAGGUGGGAUAUAGGAUUAGUAUAUAUUUGUGCAAUUAACAGCUAUGAAACAAAACAGCAGAAAUACUUUGAAAACAGCUACUGCAGCAUUUUUCUACCUCAAACUCGCAUAUGUGCUUAUACUUGACUUUUGACAAUUUUUAUUCAUGAAUGUAAUGCUCGCACCAUAGAGCCCUGUAAAUUGACCACCCACCAACAUGGCUAGUGAAAUAGAUAUUCUUACCCACCAAGGUUGGUGGCACCUUAAUUGGGGAGGACGGGCUCAUGGCAAUGGCUGGAGCGGAAUGAGUGGAAAGGUAUCAAAUACUGUACAUCAAACACACAGUUUCCAUGUGUUUGAUACCAUUUCAUUCGCUCCGUUCUAGCCAUUAUUAUGAGCCGUCCUUCCCUCAGCAGUCUCUUAUUUCAAGCAGUCUCUGCAGUUCAAACAACAACAAAGGCCACCCCACCACUGUUUUGGUAAACAACUGAGGCUGGUGAAAUGUAACCACUCUCAAAUUCAUAGACAGAGCUAUGGAUGUAAGAACUGACCAUUCAUGAGAUCAAAAUUAUAGUUCUAACCAUGUUUUGAUUCCAAUCUCUCUUUCAAAAAGCAGGUGGAAAAGGUAACUCAAAUAACCAAAUUCAAACUGGCUAAUUUCUCAUACAGAAUUGUUUGACUACAGGGGCAACAAAAGAGCUUCCCAUGUCUGGAACACAAUGCGUUUAGACACACGCAACGGUGCCACCUACCGCACUUUCACACAUAACCUAAAGACAUGGCUAAAGAACAAUCAGGUGUGUCAACACAAUCUCUAGCUGUGUAAAGGCGCUUUCCAAGUUGUCUGUUGUCUUCUUUUUGUGUUAUUGCUCUGUCUUCGUUGCAUAGUGUUGCUUGUCAUAUGUUGUUCUAUAUGUGCUUAUUGUCUGUCAUUUUAUGAGUUUUUAAUAACCUGCCCAGGGACUGUGGUCGAAAAUUUGUCGGCUGGCGAAAUCCUGCACUUUUACUAAAAUGUUUAUUAAUGUGCACUGUCCUUGUCAAAAUAAACUGAAUAAAGUAAAGGCUAUACAGUGUUUGUUUACAAUCACAUUGUUUACAAACAAUGUAGUGAAACACGCUUAUAUUUUGGGUCCUGAUGGGGUUAUAUAGUUGAACUAAGCUCUUGAGGCAUUUAUAAGUUAUAUUCUUCAAGAAUUAAUGUCUAUAUAUCAUUAAUUUAAAAGUCAAAAAAUGGAUGUUGCAAAUGCAGAUUGCCCCCUUAAUAGUGAAGCCAAAGGAUUCAUGCUUAGUCACAAACCUCAGAGAAGGAUGUUGUUGAGAGCUCUGCGCUUAUUGGUGAUCUACUGAUAGCUCAAGUUGAGCAUCUGUAAAAUGUGAAAACCUUCCAAUCCUGGACAUAACCUGCCACUCAACUGCUGUGUGUUUCCUCUCUCUCUGUUGUAGGAGGUGUGUGUAUCUCUCAGUCGGUCAAGAUUCCCCGUGAGCCAAAACCGGGAGAGUUUGGCAAGGUCAUCCGCCGACUAAGAGAAAACCCAAAUGCAAGGGUGGUCAUCAUUUUCGCCAAUGAGGAUGAUAUUAGGUAAGGGUAUUAUUAUCAUAGCAUUGUCACGUUGAAUAUGAAAAAUAAUAAAAUAAAAUAAAAUCAUCUUAAGAAACACGCAGCAUGAAAGAUUAUUAUUUAAAGGGAGAAGAAGAGUCAAUCGGCAGGAAUAAAAAGCUUUAUUGAAAUUAUGCAUUGUAUAAUUACUUUAAAAUGUUCUUGGUCAAGCGCUAUCAUGAUUCUCCCUAUUAGACUCUCUGUCGGUAACUCAUGUUAAUAUGCUUCCUUAUUUUAUCUUAGUGGCAACAGGAUACAUUUGGAAAUGAUUUUCAUCGUUUAGCCCUCUGUUGUCCUGAUAUUAGUCAAUGUUACCUGCCGCUGUGCAAUCAGCUUCGGAUGACUAAUGUAGCCUUCAAUAAGCCUGAUUUAGCAAACUCAAGUGACGAACGAAAAAGCUGGAGAAAAUAUUUGUAUAUAUUGUUAACAUUUAUUCGUAGAAAAUGAGGAUGAUUUCUCUGGGUACACAACACACCAGACCAUACACAUCACUUUGUUUAUAGUGCAGACCAGCCAGACCAAUACAACAUCAUUCAAAUGAGUUUGUACCUUCAAGUUGAAUCAUGAACGCUGUGUACUACAGUUUAUCAGUGACUGUUGUGUAGUUCUUAUGCAGUACUGCCCAAAUAGUUAGCUCAUAGAAAGUGUUACCAAAAUAUAAAAUACAUUAUUGGUAGCUAAAUGUGUUUAUACACUUGUACCAGGCGGCUACUCCAAGCAGCCAAGAAGGCCAACCAGACUGGCCAUUUCAUCUGGGUGGGCUCAGACAGCUGGGGCUCAAAGAUAUCGCCAGUGUUACACCAAGAAGAGAUGGCAGAGGGAGCUGUCACCAUCCUGCCCAAACGCCAGUCCAUCAGAGGUGAGGGUGAACAGAGAAAUGUUCUAGGCUGCUAUGAUCAACUAUAAGAUUGUCCGAUUAAUUGAUUGAUUGAUUGAUUGGUAGAUCUCAUGUAGCUUUAGCUGAAUGUACAAAAAUAAAGCGAUUGCGAUAAGUAAUGCCAUUGUAGAUUAUAUUACAGAAUAUUGGAAAACAUUACAUUUUGUUUACAAACUUAGACAUGGAUCAGUAGUAUGUUAUUGUGCCAGCAGCUAUUCCCCCUCACAUAGAGAUAUCUCUGGUAAAGCUAUAAUCCUUAAUUGAAACAAUAACAAAGCAACUCCCUGCCCCUGUUUCGCUAAAAAGCUGAGGGAUGGGCUGGAGAAAUGUAACCAUUCUCAAAUUCAUAGACAGAGCUAUGGAUGCAAGGAAUGACAAUCCAUGAUAUCAAAUGUAUAGUUUAACCAUGUUGUGUGGCUACAGAGUGUUUGUUUAGAUUGAAAUUGUUUAGAAACAUUGGAUUAAAAAACAAGUUAUAUUUUGGGUUCUGAUGGGGUACGACAGUUGAACUGAGCUCAUAAGGCAUUUAUGAGUUAUAUUUUUUAAGAAUCAAUGGGUAAAUAUACAUUUAUAAGUCAAGAGAUUGGUACUGUACUGUAGCAACUAAGGACUCUACCUUUAAGUAUCAACAGAUCGUGUUCCUGUUAACACAGAACACUUCCAAGCCCUGAUAAGUUGUUGUAAAAGAUAAGGCAUUUACUGUCCUGUUCAAUGACAAUGAUCUGAUCGAUCUCUUCCAGGGUUUGAUCGUUACUUCAUCAGCCGCACACUGGAGAACAACAGGAGAAAUAUCUGGUUUGCUGAGUUCUGGGAGAACAACUUCGCCUGCAAGCUGAGCCGACACGCUUUGAAGAAAGGGUCCGGGCUGAAGAAAUGCACAAGUAGGACAAUUCUCCUUUCCUUUCUGACCAUUGCAGCUUUACUGAUCUCAACUACCAUUGGCAAAGUGUUAUGUUUCACAGGUAGGGACAGGAAAAGCCUGUGCUUAUCCUAGAACAUAACAGAUUUGGCCCAUGGCUUACGAUACAUGACAAAAAUGUGUAUACCAGUUAAAGCUAGAGAGGUACGACAAUAGCUAGAUUCAAAAUGUAUCUCCUUGUGAUGAGGUAUUACUAGAGUAGUAGCAGGUCUGCAUGGUUAAAAAUCUCCACCUUCAGGCUCACUGCCAUAUGCAAUCCAGCUGUGUCCUGGAGUAUUCUGUCUUCGUGUCCCAGAUAUUGUUUGAUCAUCACAAAUUCACCCCAGCCUUUCAAUCUUGACUUGGAGCUAAACACCUUCUCUCUAGCUGCUCUACGAAUCUAUCUGUACAUGAGAGAAGACAUGUAGGCUAGUAGUAUAAUGAUGGUUUGAAACACAGUUAACAGCAAAAUGCAAAUAUUGUCUCGUUAUUCCCUAUUGGUUUAAAAUCAAAUGAUGCCUGUUGCGAUUGCAGUUGUCAAAUUUUUAUAUUUUCUUAUGUGAGAAACUUGCCUUCAUGGUGGUGCAAUAAUACCAAUCACCGUGUCAAAGUGUGGAAACAACACUUAGAAAAUACAGAACAACAAAAAUCAUAGAAUAGGCAUUCACAUGUAGCAAAUGGACAUCCUCAAAAUUCAUGAAGCAAGCAUAAUUCAUAGUCAUGUUGUAAUUGGCUUUCAAUAAAGGUACAUUGUAAUUGUGUGUUUGUUUAAUCACACUGCUCCAUGGAAUAGCAACCAAGUUCUCAUAAUAUACUACAAAACUGGCAAAAGCUGCACUAAGAGCAGAAUUUCCUCCCUUUUUGUUCUUUAUUGUGUGGGUUUUAGGUCCUUAGGCUAGCACUUCUGUCUUAAUGGGAGUGCAGCAAGGUAUCCAACUGAAAACUACAAGUUGAUUAGAGGCCAUCUCUCUUCAAAUACACCAGUAAUACAAAAAUGAACAAUUAAAAACGGUGUGGGGUCAGUAACUGGAGACAUGUCUUCGGUCUCUAUUGGGAAAAAGAUUGCAAAACAAGAUUUCAACAGAUCAAUGUUGUCCGUCUAUACAGAAGACCUGUCACAUCCUCGCAGUGCCACUGUCUACUGCACCACUCUUUCAUGGAUGAACUGGCUCUGUGUUAAUAACCAAUCUGAGAGAAGAAAAACCACUGUCAGAAAGCCAAGGAUAUAGCUAUAUGUCUAUAGAUUCCCACAAAAGAAUUGACUCAUAUGAUGACAAGUUAGCAAUUAGCUGAAUGAUCUGAGUAGAGGUUGGAGAAAUUGGACCUGGAGGAUGAAGAGUUGGGGGACUGAGACAUCAUCAGCUCAUUGACUCAUCAACUCAUCCAUGCAUGAUCGUAACACACUGAGAUAGAUUGGUCUCAAUGCAUUCUGGCACAGCUGCUCUGGACUAAUGUGUUAUUUUUUGGCACUUCUUGACAUCCAAAUUGCUCUUUGUGGCUGAAGCCUUGGCCAAUCUAAAUGCUUGAACUCAUAUGGACGACAUAUCAAGACAGUUGGAAGCUCUGCCUUUUCUUUAAAAAUGAACAAUACGCUUGGAAAGGGGAGACGUCAUAGAAUGUCAAAAAGUAAACAUUGUUGGAGACACCUAGCAGUUUUGGAGACACUGUGGUGUUUGCUAGCAAAUACAUUUUCUGAACUUCACGGUAAAUAAGUGAAUUCUUUCGCCUCAUAGUUAGCGCAGGAUGAUUAUCCGGCUAGCUAAAAUUGCUUACAGUUAGUUAGCAAUCGCGUUUCUGCUACACUAUUCUGCUAGCUACUGUAGCACUACCGUGUCAAUAAUGUCCUGUGUGGCUCAGUUGGUAGAGCAUGGGGCUUGCAAUACCAGUGUUGUGGGUUCAAUUCACACGGGGGACCAGUACGCAAAAGUACGAAAAUGUAUGCACUCACUACUGUACGUCGCUCUGUAUAAGAGCGUCUGCUAAAUUACUAAAAUGUAUACUGAACAAAAAUAUACAUGCAACAAUUUCAACAAUUUUACUGAGGAACAGUUCAUAUAAGGAAAUCAGUCAAUGGAAAUAAAUGCAUUUGACCCUAAUCUAUGGAUUUCACAUGACUGGGCAGGGGUGCAGCCAUGGGUGUGACUGGGAGGGCAUUGGCCCACCAACUUGGGAGCCAGGCCCACCCACUUUCCCCACAAAAGGGCUUUAUUACAGACAGAAAUAGUCCUCAGUUUCAUCAGCUGUCAGGUUGGCUGGUCUCAGACGAUCCCGCAGGUGAAGAAGCUGGAUGUGGAGGGCUGACGUGAUUACACUUGGUCUGCGGUUGUGAGGCCGGUUGGACGUACUGACAAAUUCUCUAAAACGAUGUUAGAGGUGGUUUAUGGUAGAGAAAUGAACAUUCAAUUCUCUGGCAACAGCUCUGGUGGACAUUCCUGCAGUCAGCAUGCCAAUUGCACGCUCUCUCAAAACUUGAGACAUCUGUGUCAUUGUGUUGUGUGACAAAACUGCGGAUAGUGGGCUUUUAUUGUCCCCAGCUCAAAGUGCACCUGUGUAAUGAUCAUGCUGUUUAAUCAGCGUCUUGAUAUGCCAUACCUAUCAGUAGAAAUGUUCACUAACAUGGAUGUAAACAAAUUUGUGCACAACAUUUUAGAGAAAUAAGCUUUUUGUGCGUAUGGAACAAUUCUGUGAUCUUUUAUUUCAGCUCAUGGAACAUGGGACCGCACUUUGCAUGUUGCGUUUAUAUAUUUUUGUUCAAUAUAAAUGUAAUAACCUAUCUCCAAAAAUGACGAGGUGUCUCCAGUUGUGUUUAUAUUUUCCCAUUGUGACGUGCAUCCACACCUAUCUACUCUUUAUGCGUACUGUACAGGACUAAUGAACGAAUAAGGACAAAUACACACAUCUAACUUGUUCAGGUGCUGAAUAGAAAAGCAAAUUAAAAAUAAUGAAUGAAUGACAGAACAGGGCUGCGGUAAGCUGAGAGGAAAUGGAGGAAAACUACACUGAACAAAAAUGUAAACGCAACAUGCGAUAAUUUCAAAGAUUUUACUGAGUUACAGUUCAUACAGUGGUGUAAAGUACUUAAGUAAAAAUACCUUAAAGUACUACUUAAAAUUUUUUUUGGGGUAUCUGUACCUUACUUUUUUUUGGACAACUUUUACAAGAAAAUGGUCCAAUUCACGCACUUAUCAAGAGAACAUCGCUGGGGAUCCCUACUGCCUUUGAUCUGGUGGACUCACUAAACACACAUGCUUUGUUUGUAAAUUAUGUCUGAGUGUUGACGUGUGCAUCUGGCUAUCCGUAAAAAAAUUAAAAUAAGAAUAUGGUGCCGUCUGGUUUGCUUAAUAUAAGUAAUUUGAAAUUAUUUAUACUUUUAAUUUUGAUACUUAAGUAUAUUUUAGCAAUUACAUUUACUUUUGAUAGUUAAGGAUAUUUAAAACCAAAUACUUUUAGACUUUUACUCAAUAAGUAUUUUACUGGGUGACUUUCACUUUAACUUGAGUAAUUUUUAUUAAGGUAUCUUUACUUUUACUCAAGUAUGACAAUUGGGUUAUUUUUCCACCACUGAGUUCAUAUAAGGAAAUCCGUCAAUUUAAAUAAUAUCAUUAGGCCCUAAUCUAUGGAUUUCACAUGGGAAUACAGAUAUGAACCUGUUGGUCACAGAUAAAAAGAAAAGUAGGGCGUGUAUCAGAAAACCAGUCAGUAUCUGGUGUGACCACCAUUAGCCUCAUGCAGGGCGACACAUCUCCUUCGCAUAGAGUUGAUCAGGCUGUUGAUUGUGGCCUGUGGAACGUUGUCCCACUCCUCUUCAAUGGCUGUGUGAAGUUGCUGGAUAUUGGCGGGAACUGGAACACGCUGUCGUACACUUCGAUCCAGAGCAUCCCAAACAUGCUCAAUGGUUGACAUGUCUGGUGAGUAUGCAGGCCAUGGAAGAACUGGGACAUUUUCAGCUUUCAGGAAUUGUGUACAGAUCCUUGCGACAUGGGGCUGUGCAUUGUCAUGCUGAAACAUGAGGUGACGGUGGCAGAUGAAUGACACAACAAUGGGCCUCAGGAUCUCAUCACAGCAUCUCUGUGCUUUCAAAUUGCCAUCGAUAAAAUGCUAUUGUGUAAACAAAUUUGUGCACAACAUUUUAGAGAAAUAAGCUUUUUGUACGUAUGGAACCUUUCUGGGAUCUUUUAUUUCAGCUCAUGAAACAUGGGACUACAUGUUGCAUUUAUAUUUUAUUUUUGUAUAUAUUUCUGGAGAACCUAUCAACCUUCCACUCCCUCCGCUCUACCCUCUAGCCUUUGCCUCCAACCCUGGGAUUCUCUUUGCCACCUUCUACUCCCUCUGUAAUCCUCCACAUCCUCCCCCUCCCUUCUCCCUCUCUAGAGGACGACUUUGUCAACCACUUUGAAAAGAAGGUUGACGAAAUCCGCUUCUCAUUCACUCAGCCUAUUGAGUCCACUGGUCCCACUCACACAGAACUACUCUACGCCUGGACCCCUUUGUCCCCUCUCUCUCCAGAUGAAAUCAUGUGACUAGUGAUGUCUGGCCGCCCGACAACCUGCCCCCUUGACACCAUUCCUCACUUCCCUCAUCAACUCAUCCCUGACCACUGGCUGCAUUCCCUCUGACUUCAAGAUGGCCAGAGUAUCUUCCCUCCUUAAGAAACCAACACACAACCCCUUAGACGCCAAAAAUGACAGAACGGUAUUCUUUCUUUCUUUUCUUUCCAAAACACUUGAGCGUGCUGUCUCUGACUAACUCUCUCGUUAUCUCUCUCAGAACGAUCAUCUUGACCCUAACCAGUCUCGCUGCAAGACAGGUCACUCAACCGAGACCGCUCUCCUCUGUGUCACGGAGGCUCUCCACACUGCCAAAGCAGACUCACUCUCCUCUGUUCUCAACCUCCUAGAUAUAUCAGCUGCCUUCAACACGAUGAACCCUCAGAUCCUCCUCUCCACCCUCUCAGGCCUGGGCAUCUCAGGCUCUGCACACUCUCAGGCUCUGCACCACGUGCUCCCACUACUGGUGUCUCCCAGGGCUCGGUUCUAGGCCCUCUCCUUUUCACUCUUUACAACAAGUCACUCGGCUCCGUCAUAUCCUCACAUGGUCUCUCCUAUCAUUGCUAUGCGGAUUACACUCAACUACUUUUCUCAUUUUCCCCUUCUGACACCCAGGUGGCAACACGCAUCUCUGCAUUUCAGCUUGAAUGUCAGCCCAUCACCUCAAGCUCAACUUCGACAAUAUAGAGCUGCUCUUCCUCUCUGGGAAGACCUGCCCGCUCCAAGUCCUCUCCUUCAUGGUCAACAACUCAACUUUGUCCCCCUCCCAGAGUGCAAAUAACCUUUGUGUUACCCUGGACAACACCCUGUCAUUCUCUGCAAACAUCAAAGAAGUGACUCGCUCCUGCAGGUUCAUGCUCUACAAAAUCCGUAGAGUACGACCUCUCCUCACUCAGGUCCUAAUCCAGGCACUUGUCAUCUCCCAUCUGGACUACUUCAACUCUAUGUUGGCUGGGUUCCCCGCUUGUGCCAUCAAACCCCUGCAACUUAUCCAGAAUGCUGCAUCCCACCUGGUGUUCAACCUUCCCAAGUUCUCCUAUGUCAUCACGAUCCUCCGCACACUCCACUGGCUUCCAGAUGAAGCUCACAUCCACUACAAGACCAUGGUGCUUGCCUACGAGGCAGCAAGGGGAACUGCCCCUCCCUAUGUUCAGGCUAUGCUAGAACCCUACAUCCCAACCCGAGAACUCUGUUCUGCCGCAUCUGGUCUCUUGGCCGUCGCACCCCUACUGAAGGUCAGCUCCUUCUCAGCCCAGUCAAAGCUCUUCUCUGUCCUGGCACCCCAGUGAUGGAACCAGCUUCCCCCUGCCCAUCUUCCGAAAACUUCUGAAACCUUACCUCUUCAAAGAGUAUCUUAAAUAAGACAUCUCAGUCAGUCUUAUCCACCCCCCCCCAAAAAAAAAAAUUAUAAUAAUGUUUUUUAAUAAAUAAAUUGCACUUGUCUUUUCAUACUAGCACUAACUUUGCUGAUAGCUUCUUUAUUGAGGAAAACAUUUACUUACUACGACUGUGAUAUGUGGUUGUCUCAUCUAGCUAAAAGUGUCUGCUAAAUGACUAAAAUGUAAAUUCUAGAAUGACCCUGUACCUAUUGCUUGGGGUGGGGGAAUGCUAAAAUGGCUAAAUGUGCGAAGGAGAAUCCUGUUCAGACAAAAUGAAGCUCUGAUGAAGGGCUUUGACAUGUGAAGAGGCUGUGCAGGAUUAAUUUGAGUGACAGUGUGAGUUGAAUACAAGGUCACAGCUCUGUUUGCUGAAAAUAUGAUGCAGUGUUGUUUUUCUAAGGCUGUGUGUAAGUUUGUUGACGUAGCAGAAAGUCGGAAAGUUAUUUGGCUUUGCAAUCCACUCUCCCUUUUCUCGGAGGGAAGGAUGCCACUCAGGAAGCACGUUUCAGGGCCACAUGCAAUUCUCCAGGGGUCCCUGGUGGUGCUGGCGAAGGCUUUGUACCUCCCUUCAAGCGGACCACAUGAGCUGUGGGUGAGGAAUAAUCAAUGUCCUGAGAGGGCUCUGUGUGUUCACAGUGAUCAAAGAGAGAGCGAGUGUGUGAGUGGAUUGGAGACAGAGAGAGACUAGUCUUGUAUCUGUGAAUGACUGAGAUACACAGCUGAUAUUGAUUAAGGUGGAGAUGAGCAGGAAGGUAGAAUGGGGCCCAGCUUCCUCUCCUGGGGUUUGAUGCUUCCAGCUAAUUCAUACAGGGGAGAACAGCAUGCAGCAGAGCACCACAGACACAAUGGGUGAAUCUUUUCUCCAUGAUCAUGUCAUAUUACCAUAAUGAAAAGAGUAAUGGAUUUAAUGUACCAAACUGAUGUGUGUCUAAUGAACAGUUUGUAAAAUGUUUAGAUCAUCCUGUUUCAUCCAUUUGUUUCAGCUUGGCGGUUUUGAGUUGGAAAGGUCAGGACAUUGGGAAUGUUCCAUGAUGGGCAUCAACCAAAACAUCCUAUGUAUUCCCUAAGGCACACAUAGGGAGAUGUUCUCAUGUGAAGGAAUGGAUGAAGAUUGGCUAUGGAUGAAGUCCAAGUUCUCUGGACGAUGAAGGGAAACAUGGUCUAUGGCCAAACCCAAGCAUGCAGAGUUUAACGGGGUCAGAGCCAACCCACUCUGUUGCAAACUCCCUUCUGUGGCACCCUUGUAGAGGGAGACACCCUCUCUGUGCUGAUACUCCUAAUCUGAAUGGAUUUCUCUGAAGCCAGAGAGCCAGCCUCGGGUGUGCGUGGGCGUGCUCCGACUCAGCAAUGAGAUGAGAGAGGCCUUGCUGGGAAAGAGAGAGGCAAUACCAAGUUUGUGUGUGUGUGUGGGCCGCCAUGCCUUAGCCUGAGAGAGAUAUAUCACUCCCAUCGCUCGCUCCCGGGCUGCCCCACAGCCCAACCGUGUCAGCCAAACCGUGACAAUAUUUGUCUGUCCAAUCUGGGUGCCUGUGGCGCUCAAUUACCACAGUCGUAACCUGAUUCUUUAAUUCAUGUGACUUGUGAAAGUAUUCACCCCCCUUGGCAUUUUUCCUAUUUUGUUGCCUUACAACCUGGAAUUAAAAUUGAUUUUUUGGGGGUUUGUAUGAUUUGAUUUACACAACAUGCCUACCACUUUGAAGAUGCAAAAUAUGUUUUGUUUGUGUAACAAACAAGAAAUAAGACAAUGCAUAACUAUUCACCCCCCUUUUGCAACAAUUACAGCUGCAAGUCUCUUGGGGUAUAUCUCUAUAAGCUUGACACAUCUAGCUACUGGGAUUUUUGCCCAUUCUUCAAGGCAAAACUGCUCCAGCUCCUUCAAGUUGGAUGGGUUCCACUGGUGUACAGCAGUCUUUAAGUCAUACCACAGAUUCUCAAUUGGAUUGAGGUCUGGGCAUUGACUAGGCCAUUCCAAUACAUUUAAAUGUUUCCCCUUAAACCACUUGAGUGUUGCUUUAGCAGUAUGCUUAGGGUCAUUGUCCUGCUGGAAGGUGAACCUCCGUCCCAGUCUCAAAUAUCUGGAAGACUGAAACAGGUUUCCCUCAAGAAUUUCCCUGCAUUUAACGCCAUCCAUCAUUCCUUCAAUUCUGACCAGUUUCCCAGUCCCUGCCGAUGAAAAACAUGGGGAUGGUGUUCUCGGGGUGAUGAGAGGUGUUGGCUAGACAUAGCGUUUUCCUUGAUGGCCAAAAUGCUCAAUUUUCGUCUCAUCUUACCAGCGUACCUUCUUCCAUAUGUUUGGGGAGUCUCCCACAUGGCUUUUGGCGAACACCAAACGUGUUUGCUUAUUUUUUUCUUUAAGCAAUGGCUUUUUUCUGGCCACUCUUCCAUAAAGCCCAGCUCUGUGGAGUGUACGGCUUAAAGUGGUCCUAUGGACAGAUUAAAGUGGUCCUAUGGACAGCAUGAGCUAAUCAGAGAUGUUAAAUUGCCUUUAGUUUUGGCUGUAGCAGAGAUAUAUCGCAGAUGAAAGAUGACUGAAAGAGACAUCCAUUUGGGUCUAGCAAGCUUUUAAGUUGAAGUGGUUCUGCUAAAAUAAGAAAAUUAUAUUACACCCGUAUCAGGACAGUCGUUGCAAGAGAAAUUAAGAAGAGCAGUCUCUAGUGAGAAAAAGUAUUUCCAUGCAAAAAAUACCUAAAAUCUCAAAUAAAUAUGUUGAAAUGUCUAUUAUAUGUGAAAGUAAUAAAGAAAAGUUUUUGAUAGUAUUCUAGUAUGGAGUAGGCCUACUCUCCUGCUUACAUAUCACAAAUCCAUAGCUAUUGGGUUUACAAUGGUUGAAAAUACAGUAUAUUUUAGUGGGAGAAAAUAGAAGCAGUGUCCAUGAGGAUUGAUUGUCAUGCUUCAAACUAAAGACCACAUUAUUGACCAAAUAGACCCACUUAUAGAGAGACUAAUUUCCCUAGUGGAUUUAUGCUUACAUACAAAGACCAUCAAUCUUCUUCCCUAGAGAAAUAUUUUCUCCCCAAAAGCAAACUAGCUCAACAUGGUAUUGUAGAACAACAAACACAAUCUACGAGGAACCCAAGUACAGGCAAUACAUUCAACACAUUUCUCCACCCCAACUUACAGUCCUGUGGAACCCCCUGCCAUGCACUUCUAAACUCACAAUACUUAAUUAAAUUCCAUUUGGCAGGUGUAUGAAUAUAUUCAGCUAGCUCAUUAGUACAUCCCUGAUAAUUACUCUAUUGUUAAUCUAAAUUGAACAUACUCAUACAUUCUUUAUCUCUCCUUCACAUACAGUGGAGUCGUGAGGAAAACUAAUUUCAGACCAAAGGCUCCUGAGGUAGAAGACCAGGAGGAGUUUGGAUUGGCAUGUCAUCUCUCAACCCAGGCCCCCUAAUGCCUGACAGCAAAUAAUAUGUAAAAAAUAAAUUUAAAAAAUGCUCCAUGAUUAUUAAAACACGUAUCAGAAGCGAUUACAUUCACUCCAAUAGUUGAUUACUCCCCUCGCAAAACUGGCUGUCCUCAUUCACUGCCUGUCUGUCUACUUCCAAAAAGUAAUUACUUACCUUGCUCAAGGUGAUUAUACGUUUCUAGAGCUGGUUGUGAAUGUAGUGCAGUCAGAAUGGGGUGGCAAUCAGAUUACGUACAGUAUAUGUCGCUUAUACAGCAUAUUACUUAUACAUUGCAUAUGAGAGAAGACUUAUAUGUUGUAUAUUUGACAUCUUAUAUAUGCAUCACAUAUAUGACAUCAACCAACAUAUACGUCACUGGACAUCGACAAACAGAACGUUUUGGUAAAUAUAGUUUUAGUUUACUAACGUGAUUUCUCUGAGAAGAAGACCUUACACUCCUCAUAUUGGAAUUGAUUGGCUCCUCUGCAGUGGUCUAGCUAAACAUUGAUCUUCUAGCUAAUUGUGAGCGGCAGGGAGGGUCCAGUCAGUCAGUCAGUGCAUUAGGGCCUAGACGCUAAACUAACGGAGAGUAAUGCAUUUUGCUCCAUGCCUUCUGGCCCUCUGCCAUGACUUCCAUUAAAAGGUCUUACUCUUUUUAAGUGGUUCAAACAGAACUGGCUUAGCUGCGUACUGUACUUUGAUGACUUACUUUACACACUGAGUUCCUAACAUUUCAGAUUGACAAGGAACUGGCAGGAUGACUGUGGACCUGGCAUUGUGAGAGCAUGCAGUGUCCAGCUGGUGGUAGAGUCCAGUUGGUGGUAAUUAAAUAGGCAUAGGUUGUGUCCCAAAUAGCACCCUAAUCCCUAUGUAGUGCUCUACUUUUGACCAGGGCCAUUAGACUGACUGACUGACUGACUGACUGACUGACUGACUGACUGACUGACUGACUGUCUGACUGUCUGUCUGUCUGUCUGUCUGUCUGUCUGUCUGUCUGUCUGUCUGUCUGUCUGUCUGUCUGUCUGUCUGUCUGUCUGUCUGUCUGUCUGUCUGUCUGUCUGUCUGUCUGUCUGUCUGUCUGUCUGUCUGUCUGUCUGUCUGUCUGUCUGUCUGUCUGUCUGUCUGUCUGUCUGUCUGUCUGUCUGUCUGUCUGUCUGUCUGUCUGUCUGUCUGCCUGCCUGCCUGCCUGCCUGCCUGCCUGCCUGCCUGCCUGCCUGCCUGCCUGCCUGCCUGCCUGCCUGCCUGCCUGCCUGCCUGCCUGCCUGCCUGCCUGCCUGCCUGCCUGCCUGCCUGCCUGCCUGCCUGCCUGCCUGCCUGCCUGCCUGCCUGCCUGCCUGCCUGCCUGCCUGCCUGCCUGCCUGCCUGCCUGCCUGCCUGCCUGCCUGCCUGCCUGCCUGCCUGGCUGGCUGGCUGCCUGGCUGCCCUCUUCAUACCGGAGUAACCAUUGGUCAUACAGCUCACAAAAUCAAUGACAGUCUUUAAGUAGAUAAUUGUAAGGACUUUUUCCCCCAAACAAAGGACCCACUUAGCCCUUUAAAGUGGACUCUUCUUUUUGAUAGGGCACCGCAGCUGUUGGAAUACCAAUCACAAAUAUUUAGUACCAGAUUGAUGAGCAUUUCAAAUACACAUUUUAAAGAUCCAAUUCAAUAUGGGUGUAAUGAUUGCCUCGCAGCAGUCACGCUAGUGUGUCCCUGAAUUAACAUUCUGCUUAACAAGGCUAUCAAUGGAGAAAUUGAGUACCAGCAAAAGGAUGUUAUUUCCUUCCUUGAUUUGUAACUCCAACAACCAUCACAGUAUGGAGGCUAGUCAUGUGGUCACUACCAGCAUGUAAUAAUCACCCACUGUUAGGAUCAACACAAUAGAAGCUCAAUACACACAUAACAUGUAAUUUGACGUAAUAUUUAAAGACAUGUAGGUCUGUCUACCUGAUGCUGUAUUGCUGUAUUAUUUAUUAUUAUUUUUUUGAACAUAAUGUGAACUAUCACAUGUAAUACUCUUCAUAUGAUUUGAAUCCACUUUUCUAUGAAGCAAAAGAUGAUACUGGGGUUGGUAACCAAUGCUAUAAUGUAUUGCAUUUCUCAGAUACCUAACUUGGUUCUCUCUCUGCUCUACAGAUCAGGAGCGGAUAGGGAAGGACUCCAACUACGAGCAAGAGGGGAAGGUGCAGUUUGUGAUCGAUGCAGUCUAUUCCAUGGCCCACGCGCUGCACAACAUGCACAGGGAGCUCUGUCCAGGGAAGGUGGGCCUUUGCUCCAGGAUGGACCCCAUCAACGGCACUCUGCUGCUCAAACACAUCCGGAUGCUUAACUUUGCA
Molecule: messenger RNA, 16203 nt
Organism: Coregonus sp. 'balchen'
Lineage: Eukaryota; Metazoa; Chordata; Actinopteri; Salmoniformes; Salmonidae
Source: the annotation of a GenBank genome assembly